Molecule: messenger RNA, 855 nt
Organism: Nothobranchius furzeri (turquoise killifish)
Lineage: Eukaryota; Metazoa; Chordata; Actinopteri; Cyprinodontiformes; Nothobranchiidae
Gene: rpain
Product: RPA interacting protein
Biological process (GO): protein import into nucleus
Cellular component (GO): nucleus; PML body
Source: RefSeq, a predicted model, not a curated record
CGUUUUUUCAUUUCCGGUUUUAUGAACACCAACUUCCGGAACGAGAGGUUAAAUGCUGAAAUGUGACGUUUCUGAAGCUGUUUUGACUUCUUUAAUGGACGCUCAACUCAGACACCGCUUACUUUAUAAAAGAAGUACUCCACCAUGGAGAGAAGUCUUCCGCAGGCGCUGCGUGGACAGGCUGAAGAACAGCCGGUCCAGGCUGGUGGACAGGUACCGGCAGCGGAGCACCGCCGGAGCCCUCAGCAUCGUGGAUGAGGUGAUGGAAGAGGAGUGGACGGCCCUGCAGGCUGAGGACCGGAGGCUACUGUCCCUGCGGGGCCCACGGAACAUGCAGGAGCAGGUGGGCGGUGUUGUGCAGGAGUAUGACGAGUUGGCUGUGCUUGAUGAGAUCCAGCAGGAGCUCAUGUCUCAUGAAAUCUCAAUAAUACAAGAAUACGAGAGAAACCUGCAGCUUGAGCAGCAGUACCUGUCGUCUGUGGUCGAGGACAUGGAGCACAUGCACGUUAUUUGCCCCAUAUGCCAUACGAACAACUUGAGCAUCAACAGCUGUUUUGUCUCCUGUCCUUGUGGACUUCACAUCAGCACCAAGCGGAGCGUCACUCCAGAUGUUCUGCAGCAUCUUCUGGAGUCCAGAGUGUCUGAGCAUAGGGAGACGUGUCUGCAGAGCCCGGUUUUCUCCAUAGCACCUGGUGCGGAGCGCUCCCCCGGUCUGUUUAUAAGCUGUAAGGUUUGUGAUUACCUGUCGGUCGUUUUGUAAACAUGGACUCAAGAUGAGGGAUUUGACUCUCGGUGGUUUUGUACUUUAGUGUUUUUGUGCAGAACAAUGUAUAUAAUAAAAAGUUUUUAUAUUAA